AUGGGCGACGAGAACGGGUGCCAUUUCUACUGGAAUCCAGAGUAUGUCGAACGUGCUGAUGUCGUCCUAGACCAUUCGUUUAGAGCUUGCUACUUCACCUGGGGAUUUAACGACGAGGAGAAUGAGUACUAUAAGUCUUUUAUCGAGGCUCCUACUCCCGGACACGUACUUCGGGUUCAGAUCUGCAGGCUCUGUAUACAAUACAUCGAGCGGAAGCUUCGCGAACUUGAUCUCGAGAGCCUAGAGAAAAUCUUAUCUGACAUUAACGAAUUUGGUGGAGACCGGGGGAUCGACCGCCCUGGCCUCUUCAUUCUAGCUAAAGCCGCUUUGGCCGAAGCUAUGUAUUGUGUCAAGGCCUUUAGUAUUACUGGAAUAUUUGCGCAAGGCGGUAUAUUGAACAAGCAUACCACUGUGCAGCCGGGCAUGUGCCACCUCACCGACUCGCUUGAUGCAUCUAUGGAAAUGUUCGAUUGGGUCCACGAAUCACGCAUCCCUACUUCACGAGUAAAAAAUGAUGCCGGUGAUGUACGAGAUCGAAGAUCAAGAUCAAGAUGA
Messenger RNA from Sparassis crispa, 555 nucleotides. RefSeq lists its product as hypothetical. The transcript has a single exon. The coding region runs from base 1 to 555 and encodes 184 amino acids. The record is from RefSeq and is a predicted model, not a curated record. NCBI's taxonomy places the organism in Eukaryota, Fungi, Basidiomycota, Agaricomycetes, Polyporales, Sparassidaceae.